Messenger RNA from Aspergillus wentii DTO 134E9, 2672 nucleotides. It is a transcript of the gene hdaA, whose product is annotated as histone deacetylase hdaA. The coding region runs from base 166 to 2568 and encodes 800 amino acids. Gene Ontology annotation, cellular component: histone deacetylase complex. Gene Ontology annotation, molecular function: histone deacetylase activity. The record is from RefSeq and is a predicted model, not a curated record. Lineage: Eukaryota; Fungi; Ascomycota; Eurotiomycetes; Eurotiales; Aspergillaceae. The transcript is spliced from 15 exons. Gene Ontology annotation, biological process: chromatin organization.
UUUUAUUUUUUUUCUGUCUUCUUGUCGUUUUUGGAAACGGCCUCAAGGUCUUGGUGGACGAGCAUCUGAUCAAGACCACGAAUUCGGCCAUGAAAUACUAGCAUCACCAAAUAUUGCAGCGAAGGUGACCUGAAGGCAAAACGACUUGAUUGAGAUUACUCUCCAAUGGCUAUGGAGGAGGAUGAAGAUACCGUCAUGGGAGAGGCGGGCUCCCAAUAUCCCAACCCUCCUGCCUCUCGUGAGUUACCAGUUGGCAGCCCCAGCAAACCACCUGCCUCAGGACAGAUCAAUGGGGGGUCAGAUCCGCUGCUCGCUCCAUCUCUCUUUGGGCCUCAGAUGAGACUGCCACUGCCGCCUCGUCCACCUAGUCCACGGCCUCAACCUGAAGAGACACCUGUGGCGCCUGGGGUGCCGGACCAACAAGGUGUGUCGCCACCUAAGAGUCUGGUCAUGUCCGGGGAGUCUGGUGAUGCUACUUCCGAGUCCCUUGAGAAACGAGAUAGCAUUGUUGAGGAGAACUCAGAUUGGUCUGAGGACGAACCAGCACAUGCAGGUCUUCCACUUGCAUUUCUUCAAUCAGGAAUCUGCUAUGAUGUCCAGAUGCGUUAUCACUGCGAAGUGCGGCCAACAGCAGAUGUCCAUCCAGAAGAUCCAAGAAGAAUUUAUUUCAUCUACAAAGAGCUAUGCCGAGCGGGACUCGUUGAUGAUGUAGAGUCCUCAAGACCGCUCGUUGCUCAUCCUCUGAAGAGAAUCGAUGCUCGCAAUGCCACCGAAGCAGAAAUCUCUCUUGUUCAUACGACAGACCAUUUUGCAUUUGUAGAGAGCACUAAAGAUAUGUCCGAUGAUGAGCUUAUUGCUUUGGAGCAUACCCGUGACUCGAUUUACUUUAAUAAAUUAACAUUUGCGUCCUCAAUACUAUCAGUCGGAGGAGCGAUUGAAACAUGCCUUGCUGUCGCGACGCGGAAAGUGAAGAACGCCAUUGCUGUUAUUCGACCGCCGGGGCACCACGCAGAACACGACAAGACUAUGGGUUUCUGUCUGUUCAACAAUGUUUCUGUUGCAGCACGAGUAUGUCAGAGGCAAUUAGGGGACAGCUGCCGAAAGAUCUUGAUCCUGGAUUGGGAUGUUCAUCAUGGAAAUGGAAUUCAGAAGGCAUUCUACGAUGACCCCAACGUCUUGUACAUCUCUCUCCAUGUCCACCAAGAUGGGAAGUUUUAUCCUGGGGGUGACGAGGGCAACUGGGAUCAUUGUGGUGCUGGUCCUGGAGUUGGAAGAAAUGUGAACAUUCCAUGGGAUAGCCAGGGAAUGGGAGAUGGCGACUACAUGUAUGCCUUCCAACAGGUUGUCAUGCCCAUUGCCCAAGAGUUUGAUCCUGAUUUGGUGAUCGUUGCAUCCGGAUUCGAUGCGGCAGUCGGUGACGAGCUUGGAGGUUGUUUUGUAACGCCAGCUUGCUACGCCCACAUGACACAUAUGCUUAUGACACUUGCCAAAGGCAAGGUCGCUGUUUGCCUGGAGGGAGGCUACAAUUUCAGGUCCAUCUCAAAGUCUGCACUUGCAGUUACAAAAACACUUAUGGGAGAACCGCCUGACCGUCUUUUGUCGACCUCACCAUCGGAAGUUGCUACUUCUGCCGUACGGCGUGUCAUGAUGAUCCAGUCUCGCUAUUGGCGUUGUAUGUAUCCCAAAGGACCGCAAGACGGCGGACUUUGGACCGAAAGGCUUCAUGAUGUAAUCCGCGGUUAUCAGUCUAAACAGCUUUACGAAAACUACAAGCUCACAUCACUUUACAUAUACCGGACUGCCAUUUCCAAAUCAUUUGAAAACCAAGUUUUGGCGACGUCCAACUAUCAUGAAUCCGUGCCUCUUCUUGUUAUCUUCCAUGACCCUCCGGAAAUCAUGGGUCUACCGCAUCCAGUUACGAAUAAGCUAGAGGCUCACAACUGUUGGCUUGCUGAUAUCGCAAAGGACUAUAUCGCUUGGGCAAUCGGAAAGGGUUACGCCGUUAUUGAUGUCAACAUACCUAAACAUGUCACUACUGAGCCUUCGACGGGAUACGAAGAUGAAGACGAAAAUCGGCCCACUGCUACCGAGGAACUGGCUGGAUACCUGUGGGACAAUUAUAUCGAGCCCAACGAAGCCACCGAGAUCUUCUUCGUCGGGAUAGGCAAUGCAUUUUAUGGGGUUGCGAACCUCCUGAUCAACCGGGACACAUUAUACAAACGAGUGAAUGGAGUCAUCUCAUUCGUUGCCGAGAACCCAGUUCGUGCGAUCGCCUCGCACACCCAAUAUUGGCUCUCAAGAUGGUAUAAGGAGAACUCUCUGGUCUUUGUUUCCCAUACCCACGGCGUUUGGAACAACGUCGAAACACGACGGAAGCCGUCAAAACGCUACGGGCAUCUUCUUCAGUCCCCCAAGGCAGGACUCAGUGAGAUGCUUAUGCACCACAAGGACGAGGUAUUCGAGUGGAUCGCGGCACGAGCAGAUCCGGAGCCAGAGAAUGAUGAAGAAGAAGAACAAGACGAGAAGAGCAAGAGCAAAAGCCGGUCACCGAGAAAAGAAGCCAACUAACCGGGACUGACUCCUGUACUUUGAAAUGGAUUCUUACCUGAUUUCUUUUCUUUUAGACAAAGUUGAUAUUAUUUGUGAGAAUACUACCACAGCCACUACAUAGC